GCCCAUUCUCUGUGCAUCCAAAGUCCGCUUAUUUAAAUAAGAAUCAAAAGAUUGAUAUCGCUGUAUCAUUUAAAACAAUGCACUUAGGCGAAGCCCACGGAAUAUUAAAUGCACUUUUUGAAACUGGAGAAAACUUCCGUAUAUUGUUGUCGGGGACAACUCAUACAGUGAGCGUUGAAUUGGAGAAGCAAGUAGUGCGAUUCUUUGACACUUACAACACUAUGAUGCGGCAGCAGACAUACAAGGUCAUCAACAAAUCCGAUCAUGUGCUCACAUACAUCUGCAUGAAGAACGAUUGUGUAUAUUAUGAUUUCGAAGAAAAAGUAAAGUUAGCAACAAUAUUUUACAAUAUGAAAGAAAGUGAAUCUGCGAAGUACAGGAAGUUGGUGCAAUACGACGUGCUGAGUAGUAACGAGCAUGAAAGAGUAUACACUCGGAUAUUUUUUGAUGAGAUCCAGGCGCUAGUGGCUGAUGAAUCACUGUAUUUCCAAAAUAUGCACUUUUCCAUACACCCGAUAAAAGGAAAGUUGUGGCCCAAUAAAACAACAGAAUUAACUAUAACAUUUUGUCCGAAAGAAAUCGGAGAGUUUCAAACAACUGCCUACUUAGAUAUAGAUGGUUUCGUGGACCGCGUGCCGCUGAAUUUGAUCGGUCUAUCGAUGCCUCCCUCCAUACAUCUCAAUGUGGAAACACUGGAUAUGGACCGCGUCUACAUUAACAAGUCUUACAACUAUGAAAUUGUUGCCAUUAAUAAAGGUACAAAUUUCAAAUUUAAAACUUUAUAA
Spodoptera littoralis (African cotton leafworm) is the source of this 785-nucleotide messenger RNA. Lineage: Eukaryota; Metazoa; Arthropoda; Insecta; Lepidoptera; Noctuidae. The record is from the annotation of a GenBank genome assembly.